Molecule: messenger RNA, 1383 nt
Organism: Rhopalosiphum padi (bird cherry-oat aphid)
Lineage: Eukaryota; Metazoa; Arthropoda; Insecta; Hemiptera; Aphididae
Product: transcription elongation factor 1 homolog
Exons: 3
Coding region: 875-1123 (82 amino acids)
Biological process (GO): transcription elongation by RNA polymerase II
Cellular component (GO): transcription elongation factor complex
Molecular function (GO): RNA polymerase II complex binding
Source: RefSeq, a predicted model, not a curated record
CAGUUUUGUACUUUUAAAUUUUAUUUAUUUAUUUUAAAAUUCAAAUUUUAUUUUAUAGUUACUAAACGAUUUUAAAAUUUUAAAAUUAUUCUUAUGAGUCGUUUUUUGGAAAACUGUGAAAUAUUGGACGACUGGGGUAAGAUACUAAGUUGAAUAUUUAUGAUUUGUCAAUUGAGGUCUUGAGAUUUCUAAUACUUAGUUUUAUAUUCUUACCCGCAGUCUUAGAAGAUGAGACCGUGUUCUUUCGUACAUUUUUAAUACAAAAUACUAAAUAGAUUAAAUUUAAUGGGCAAAGUUUUUUUUAAAUCGAAUGUCAACAUUUUGGACCGUGUACCCAAAUUUCAUAUAGUUAUAAUAUGUUGUACACACUGUAACGUUUAUCAACAGCCGGCAUUCAAUUGUUAAUUAUUAUUUAUGCAAUACCUACUUAAUUCCAUUGAGGAUAGGACAUAAACUCGUGAAACGAUUAAAAAGAAUUGUUUGGAUUUUUGUCUUCUGGUUCUAGACUUUAGCAGGUUCAAUUUCAGCUACAACUACGAUAAUAAAUGUAAUAGUGACUAUAUACUAUAUAUAAUGACUAAUAAGGAGUAGUAUUUCGUUAUUUACAGAUCUUUUCCAAUGUGAUUUGUCUAGACGUUUUUACUGUUUAUAUUCUAUCCCGAAUUCUAAUUGAAUAUUAAUCAAUUUUCAAUAAUGUCGAUGCAUUAAAAAACUAGGAGUAACAGAAAUAACAUUUUUUCUUGGUGCACAAUAGAUAAUUUUCAAUUUUUUUUUUUUUAAAUACAUUCUGUUUGCAAUUCAACGAAAUUUAAAGUUCUUGUAGCGAAAUAGUUUUAGUGAAUUGUGUUGACCACUUAUCCAGUCACCCAGUGCGAUGGGUCGUAGGAAAAGUAAAAGAAAGCCGCCCGCGAAAAGGAAAGCCAUAGAACCUCUAGACACACAGUUUAACUGUCCGUUUUGCAAUCACGAAAAAUCUUGCGAAGUCAAAAUGGACAAAAGUCGAAACGUGGGAAAAGUGUAUUGUCGUGUUUGCCUUGAGUCGUUUCAAACGACUACAAGCUUUUUAUCAGAACCAGUCGACAUAUAUAAUGAUUGGGUAGACGCUUGUGAAGCAGCUAAUUGAUGAUGGGUGGCUACAGAAACAAGAAUAAAACAAUAAAUGGAAACUAAGCCAAAAACAUUUUUAAUUUUAACAUAUUAGUUUGUUUCUUAUAAUUAUUGUUGUAGUCACCCUAUACGAUUCAUAAAAGUAUAAAAUAUUAUAUUUAAAUACCAACAUGAUUUUAUUUUUAUUGUGGUUAUUUUUAUCUACUUUUAUUCAUAGAUUAUAAAAAGAAUACAAAUUUUAAGAAUUUAAUUAAUAAAACUUGACUUGAUAUUUUA